CCGGAAGGAAAACUCUAACAAAUACUAACAUCGUCAUGACAAAUAUCUGUCCAGUGGUUCUUUUGAUAGAUUGAAGCACAGGGGAGCGAUGGAAGGUCCGAGCAAUGGUGGAUUGUUGUAUCAUGAAGUUCAGGAGUCGAAGCUAUGCGCCGUACAUUGUGUCAACACGGUGUUGCAAGGUCCUUUCUUCUCCGAGUUCGAUUUGGCAGCUCUCGCUUCCGAUCUCGAUCGUAAGGAGCGACAGAUGAUGCUUGAAGGUGGUGUCGUGUCUGACGAUUUCCUUCGCUUUGAUUCAGAGGAGUCCCAUAAUGUUUCCAUGGAUGGCGACUUCAGCAUCCAGGUUCUACAGAAGGCUUUGGAAGUGUGGGACCUGCAAGUCAUCCCUCUUGACUGCCCUGUAGCUGAGCCUGCCCAAAUUGACCCAGAGCUAGAAAAUGCAUUCAUCUGUCACCUGCAGGAUCAUUGGUUUUGCAUCAGGAAAGUAAAUGGAGAGUGGUAUAACUUUGACAGUCUCUAUGUCGCUCCUCAGCACCUUUCAAAGUUCUAUCUUUCAGCUUAUCUCGACUCACUAAAAGGCUCUGGUUGGAGCAUUUUCCUGGUGAGGGGAAACUUCCCUAAGGAGUGUCCCAUCUCAUUGUCUGAAGCUUCUAAUGGUUUUGGGCAAUGGCUUUCACCUGAAGAUGCCCAGAGGAUGACUAAAUCUUGCAAUGCGACGCAACCUGAUCCUCCUCAUAGAACCAACUUGCCCCAACAGAACUUGGAUCCUGAUCUGCCAUUUAGGGAAGAGGAAGAAGCCCUAUAUGACAUGGAAGAUGAAGAUUUGAAGGCUGCCAUCGCUGCCAGUUUGAUGGAUUCAAAUCUGACAAGUGCUGGGACAACCACUACUGAAGAUGAAAGUCAAUGCAACAGAUGAGAAUGCACUGAAGAUGGAAUUUUUUAACUCGGAGAGCCCAUUAGUUGAUCAAUCGAUGAUGAUUUCAACUC
Messenger RNA from Telopea speciosissima, 984 nucleotides. Its product is annotated as ataxin-3 homolog. The transcript has 2 exons. Gene Ontology annotation, biological process: protein deubiquitination. The record is from RefSeq and is a predicted model, not a curated record. Lineage: Eukaryota; Viridiplantae; Streptophyta; Magnoliopsida; Proteales; Proteaceae. Gene Ontology annotation, molecular function: cysteine-type deubiquitinase activity. The coding region runs from base 89 to 913 and encodes 274 amino acids. Gene Ontology annotation, cellular component: nucleus.